UUGUCUCCUCUCCUGUCUCAUCUCAUCAUCCAUCUCGUAGCUUCCACAUUCGUGAUUGGGAAGGCAAGGGCCUGCGGGGGACGGCAUAUUCGGUUUCAACCAUUACUGAACUGCAUGCUGUGGGUGCUAUUUCUUUUUACUGAUCGACAUGAAAUUCUUCCUCGCGUCUGCCAAUUCUCCGCCUGCGUGAUUCAGAUCCUCACGAUACGCGUACGCAUCGGUAGUCGCAAAACCUCGAUCACCGAGCGCGAAUCCGCGAGAACCCUAAACGCAUUGAUUUCCGCCAAACGUUCGCCACUCGUCGUCCCAAAACCGCCACUUUCAAGACCUCUCACGCAUCUAAUCCCGUCCACCCCGCUCCGCGAGCGCCGCUACCCCCACGAGCGCUGCGAGCGCCGCGCCGCAAUACCCCCUUAAUCGGCAAUGGCGUCGCGGUCGCGGCGGCACGUGGAGGAGCCGGAUCUGCAGGUGCUCCCGCCGCACGUAUGGGGGACGAUCGGGGGGUUAGGGCUCGCGGCGACGGCGCUGCUGUUCGCGAUCCUGGGCGUGGCGACGGACUGGGAGGUCCCCGGCCUGCCGUACCUGUACAACGGGCUCUUCGCGCUGUCCGUCGUGCUGUGCGCCGUCGUGAUGCCCCUGGCUUGGUCGCAACUGCCUAGCGACAUGAGGGCGCGGCUGAAGUGGAAGCGGCGGACCAAGGACGUGCAGGUCACCAUGGACCCCCCUCCGUGGGCUGCCAGCGCCGCUGCCGUGUGCCGCAUACUGCAUGUGGUGGAGGCGUCAGGUUUGCCUCGCGAGGUAGCGGGAGCGCGCCUGCUGAAGCACGGGCGCAACGAAUACGAGACCAUGCCCGUGCCCUCCUUCCCGCUCUUCCUCCUCGCCCAUCUCUACUCCCCCGCAAGGCUGCUUCUCCUGGCCCUUCUCGUCCUCUUUGCGGGUCUCACGCCCCCAGAGGAGGCCACGCUUGGCGCGCUCUGCACCCUCGCGCUCCUCCUGCUGCACCUCUACGCCGAGUGGCGCGGGCGGCUCCGCCUGGCCGCUGCCAGCCUGGCAGCGCCGCACGACGCUCUGGUGCUGAGGGACGGUGCGGCCGUGGCAGUGAGCCGGGUGGAGCUGGUGCCGGGGGACGUGGUGCUGCUGCGAUCCGGCAUGGAGGUCCCAGCAGACCUGCGUCUCCUGCACUGCACGCUGCUCGAGAUUGACGAGUCGGGGGUCUCCGGCGAGUGGGAGGCGGCCCCGUGCCCCAAGGACGCGUCUCUCGUCCUCGACCCUUCCGCCAAGGCCUCCCCAAUCGGCUGCCAGAACAUUGCGCUCGCGGGCACCAUGGUCACCUGCGGGUACGGCUCAGGAGUGGUUUUCCGCACCGGCAUGCAGACCGAAAUCGGGAAGAAGCUCGCUUCGGUCUCGCACGUGCACGCGAUGUGGAUCGGCGGGGGAGGUGAGUCCUCCCCUCUGCUGCUGCUGCUCCGCUCGGCCUCCCGGCAGGUCGCGUUCGCAUCAGUGGGGGUUGGUCUCCUGGCUGCGGCGCUGGGGCUGUUCCAGCAGCAGCCAUGGCAGGACGUGGUUCUCGUCUCGCUCGUGCUCUUUUUCGCCACGCUGCCCGACGACCUGCCCGCGAUGCUCUACUCGACGCUCGGCGCCUGCAGCCACCGGCUCGAGGCGAACGAGAUCUUUUUCCAGCAGAUGAAAGCGAUUGAGAACCUCUCUUUUGUCGACACCAUUCUCACGGACAAAACUGGGUGUCUCACCGAGAACAAGCUCUCUCUUCACGAGCUGCUGGUAGCGGAUAAGCCAGUGGGAGCGGAGGAUAUAGCAGAGGCGACUAGGUUGGUGCCCAAGACAGGGCCUUUGGCGGAGGAAGGGGCGAUGGGUGCGCUGGGACGGCUGUUUGAGGCGUGGGUGUUCAUGUCGGAUAUGGGGGAUGACCUGCUGAGGGAUAGCACUGGGCUCAGCAGCAGCCGGCGGAGAACAACGGCGUCUUCGUCGGCGGGUGCGGGGUUGUCGUCGCCUUCGAGCGCUUCUGCUGCUGCAGCUGUUGUUGCAGGAACAUCUGCCAGUGGUGCGUCAUCAGCUGGUUCUUCAGCGGUCGGAGAUUCCUCCGUUUCUGCGUCGAAUGAAGCUGAGUUUCUCGCUCGAGUGGCGAAAGAGGCCAAGGAGGCAGGAGCAGGAGCAGCAUUGCAGAUAGACAUCGGGGAGAGCGAGGAGCAGAGCGAGUCCCUGCUGCAAGGCGGGCCGGCACCCACCGCCCCCAAAGGCCCAGGGGGAGGAGCAGGAGCAGGAGCAGGAGCAGGAGCAGGAACAAGAACUGUCCGAACAUCCACCGCUACAGGAGUAUCUACUGCGGAUGUGGCAGCCAGAGGAGGACACGUGGACGCCCUCGAUUGGGCGAUUCUCGCUGCGGUUGGCGGGCCGUCGGUGCUCACAAGCCUCCCAUACGAAGGACUGGAGGGAGAGGAAGAAGCGGAUGUAGCAGCAGCAGCAGCAGCUGUAGCAUCCACCAGGGGGCUUCGGCCUUUGCACGACAUGCUGAGGCGGUGCUACGAGGCGAAAGCGGCCGCGGAUAGGCUGGCGGAUACGCCGUAUGACGCGGUGCUCAAGUGUGCCACGCGGACGUAUGCCAAUGUGCCCGUGGCGGUAGCGGGGGGAGGCGUUGCGGCGGCGGCGUCGAAACGGGGCAAGUCAGUGCAGCAGAAGCUGCUGGCGCUGGGGAGAAGGGCCGCUGCACAAAACGGCGCAGGCAUGGAGGCAGGCGAGACAGCAGGCCUCAGGCCCGCUCCGGCCGCCGCAGCAGCAGGAGGCGGUGGUGGCGAUGGCGACGUGUGCGAGCGCGUGUACGUGCGGGGGCCGCCCGAGGUGCUGGUGGAGCAGUGCGGCAGCGUGCUGUGCCACGGGGAGCCCGAGUCCAUCGCCUCCCUCCGCCCCGCGCUGCUCCAACGCAUUCAGGCGCUGGCGGAUGAAGGCUACACACUAGUGGGCUAUGCGUCUGGCAGCACGGCCGGGGACAGCCCCCGCCACUCCACCUCGCGCACGGCCCUGCUCUCCUCCAUUGCGGACUGCACCUUCCUCGGCCUCGUCGCUCUCUCGGAUCCCACGCGUGUCGACGCCGCCGAUGCCGCCCGCUGCUGCCGGCUCGCUGGAGUGCGGCCGGUGCUGGUCACAGGGGACCAUCUGGGGACGGCGGUGGCUGUCGCAAGAGCUGCUGCUAUCUGUUACCCACACCAGGUGGCGCAGCAGGAGGUGCAGCAGGACGCGGUGUCGUGCGCGGAGCACCCCCCAGCGCAAUCCACGGGCGAGGAGCUGCGCGCGCUGGUGGCGGGCACCAGCGUGCUGGCCAGGGCGUCCCCCACGGACAAGCUGUGCAUCCUGGAGGCGCUGCAGAUGAACGGCCAGCUCGUGGCUGCAUGCGGGUCAAGCCUCACUGACGCCUCGGUCCUAGCUGCAGCGGACGUGGGCAUUGCUGUUGGUCCGGCCCCCGCCGCCGUGCGGGACGCAGCGUCCGUGGUGCUGCUAGACCCGUCGUUCGGCGCUGUGCGCUUCCUGCUGGAGGAGGCCCGAGCGGCACUGGCCAACGUGCGCAAGGCGCUGGCGCUGGAGCUGGGGUGCAAGCUGGGGCUGGCGCUGGUCGUGCUCGUGGGCACACUGUGGCUCAGCUACCCCAUGCUGCCCUGUCAGCUGAUCGUCUCUGCAGUGCUGCUCCGCGGCGCCUCUCUCUUCCUCUACACCUCCGAGCCCCCCGACUCCGACGUCAUGCUGCACGCGCCGCGCCGGCCCACGCGGCCCUUCUUCGACCUCCCUCUCCUCGCCACGGUCGCCGCCGCAGCCAUCGCCACGGCCGUGGCCACACUGCUCUCGCUCGCCUACUCCAUCCGAACCAAUCCGCACAACAACAGCGACACGCACACCGUGGCGUUUAUCGGCUGGCUUGUCUCCUCCUGCUUCGUCUCCUUCCACCUGCGCACCACGUCCGAAUCACUCUUCCAUAAGGGGCUGUUCUCCAACCCGGCCGUGCUUCUCGGGCUGCUGGUUACCGCCACUCUCUGCGUGCUGCUGUCAUUCUCGUCGUGGUUCCGCCAGGCGCUGCAUUUCCAGCAGAUCCCCCCGCUGGACUGGCUGGUCGUGGUUGGGAUCGCCGCGGCCGGGACGAUUUGGAUUGAGCUGAUUAAGUGUGUUAUUUCGUUCUACCGUGACCGUGGGUACGAAGUGCCGACUUUUGAGAUUGCUGGGGGGCCGGGAGCGGGUGCUGGUGGUGGUGGUCGUGAUGCCACUGGUGGUGACGGCGGUGCUGAUGGUGAUGGCAGGGGUGAUGCAGAAGGGGGAGAUGAGUCGCUUCUGCCCUCGUCUAAUCUCAAGAGCGACAUAGAGAUGACUUGAUGGGGGGGGAUGCCACUGCCAGUCGGCCACUGCCACUGCCUCGCUGGUAAAAUUGGAGGGAAGCUGGGAAUUACGAGCACCUGUAUGGGUCUGCAGCUGAUCACGAAUGAUUUUUUUUGCUAGCUUUGAGAUCAUGAGGCGUGGUCGACGCUCGUGAAUUCCAGCUCCAUUAGGGUUCUUGAUGGGCCGAGGAGUGGCUUUGGGUUGGGUACCUUGGCUGCUUGUUGGGAUGGUGGAUAGGAGUGCACCUUCAGUACGAUGACGGGAAUUAGGUGUUGAAAUAUACUCGACAGAGUCUGGCCGCCCUAAACACGUGGUUCAUUUCAACAAAAGGUGACAGUUUUCUUAGAACAAUCAUAUUGUGUGUUGGAAAUACCUCAAGGACUUAAGCGUUUCUGAAGUGUAAC
Molecule: messenger RNA, 4778 nt
Organism: Closterium sp. NIES-67
Lineage: Eukaryota; Viridiplantae; Streptophyta; Zygnematophyceae; Desmidiales; Closteriaceae
Source: the annotation of a GenBank genome assembly